This is a messenger RNA of Maylandia zebra (zebra mbuna), 5483 nucleotides long. RefSeq names its product serine/threonine kinase 32C (gene stk32c). Gene Ontology annotation, molecular function: ATP binding; G protein-coupled receptor binding; G protein-coupled receptor kinase activity. Gene Ontology annotation, biological process: regulation of signal transduction; protein phosphorylation; G protein-coupled receptor signaling pathway. The record is from RefSeq and is a predicted model, not a curated record. NCBI's taxonomy places the organism in Eukaryota, Metazoa, Chordata, Actinopteri, Cichliformes, Cichlidae.
GCUAAGCUGCGCACCAGGAAGCUCAGCCUCCUUCUCCGGGGAAGUCAUUGCACAAAGGAGGCCGAGACGCUUUACUGGAGGAGGGUGUCCGACACAGAGCUGUAGUUUCUCUUCCAAGAAGGCGAGGAAUGCAAGCUGAGCAUCAAUGUUUCACUGGGGCAAGUGGAAGAAGAGGAUGGGAGCCAACAGUUCUUCAAAGAGACCCGUUUUUGACGAAAAGGAAGAUGUAAACUUUGACCACUUCCAGAUUCUGCGGGCCAUCGGGAAGGGGAGCUUUGGAAAGGUAUGCAUUGUACAAAAGAGGGACACCGAGAAGAUGUACGCCAUGAAGUACAUGAACAAACAGCAGUGCAUAGAGAGAGAUGAGGUCCGAAACGUCUUUAGAGAGCUUGAGAUCCUACAGGAAAUUGAACAUGUUUUUUUAGUAAAUCUCUGGUACUCGUUCCAGGACGAGGAGGAUAUGUUCAUGGUUGUGGACCUCCUGCUGGGAGGAGACCUCCGCUACCACCUGCAGCAGAACGUCCAGUUCAGCGAGGACGCAGUUAGACUCUACCUCUGUGAGAUGACGCUGGCGCUGGACUACCUGCAGAGCCAGCACAUCAUCCAUAGAGAUGUCAAGCCAGACAAUAUCCUAUUGGAUGAACAAGGUCACGCUCACCUGACGGACUUCAACAUAGCAACAAUAAUAAAAGACGGAGAGCGAGCCACGGCCUUAGCUGGAACCAAGCCCUACAUGGCCCCAGAGAUCUUCCAGUCUUUUGUGAGUGGAGGGACGGGCUACGCCAUUGAAGUAGACUGGUGGUCACUAGGGGUGACGGUCUUCGAAGUGCUGCGCGGAUGGAGGCCGUAUGACAUCCACGCCAGUAACUCGGUGGAAUCGCUGAUUCAGCUCUUCAGUACCGUCAGUGUCCAGUACAGCCCAACCUGGCCCAAGGAUCUGGUUUCACUAUUGAGGAAGCUACUGACAGUGAACCCAGAGCAUCGUUUCUCCAGCCUGUCUGACAUGCAGACCGCUCCCUACCUCUCUGACGUCAACUGGGACGCUGUGUAUGAGAAGAAAAUGGAGGCUGGAUUUGUUCCCAAUAAAGGUCGCCUGCACUGCGACCCCACCUUCGAGCUGGAGGAGAUGAUCCUGGAGUCACGUCCUCUUCACAAGAAGAAAAAGAGGCUGGCAAAGAACCGAUCACGAGACAACAGCAAGGAUUCACAGUCUGAGAACGACUAUCUACAGGAGUGCCUUGAAGUGGUGCAGCAAGAGUUCAUGAUCUUCAACCGAGAGAAGUUGAAAAAGCGUCAGGAGGAGGGUCAGUCAGAGGCCGGGAAUUAUGAUGCUAGCGGCGACGGGGACGGAGAGGCAGAAAGCGGAGCCGCCGAUGAGGACGCGAACGAGCCAGAACCAGGACCGGAAGCUGAUCCCGAGCACGCUCCCGAGUCUGCCUCCAAACUGAGCAUGUGCGGCUCAGUGUGUUCCUCCCCCGGCAGCUGCUAGCGCCACAUCGCCUCACAGUGACGAUGGCAGCUCUCUCUGGCGGCUGCGGUGUUUGUGCCAUGCCAACAGAUACCUUCUCACCUCUCUCUCAUGUCGUAGCCUACAGCGGAGAAAAAUGACAGCGGGGCAACUUGGCGCACAGCAGCAGCUCCCAUAACGGUUCCCCUCAUUUACACCCCCCGCCCCCCAUAGCAUCUUUUUGGUAAGGCAUGAAUGAAGCGGAAUCCCAGAGAGUCCCUGCCUAUUGUACCUACCGCCCUAGAGUAAGCUCCAACUUCUAUGCAAUGUUACAGUAUAGCAUGACAAAAUAAUAAGGUAUCACUUACUAGGAGGUGUCGUUCCAUAAGCAGAGAGCCACACGAGCAUGAUGACAUCCCGAGCAAUAGCAGUCUACGGCUUUUUGAAUAAGGUUAGUGGUUUUGGUGGAGGUGCCUCCCUUUAUUAUCCCUGUUCCAGAUCCGAUGGGGGACGACUGAAUUAUUCAUCACACGAAGGCACUCGGUUUAUUUUAUUGCCUGUGUCUUCAGUUCACUCUUCCCCCCCUUUCAUGUGAUGUGUGCCCUAAUUUGGAACAUUUUUUUCCUCCUGGAGCGCCUUCCUCUUGUUGCAACACCUUCCUGUGAUACAUUUCCAGUAAGUGUUGAUGGCUGUCUGCAGUCAGCAAAGACAGUGUGACUGGUUUCAUGUUGUAAACCUGUUUAAAGUUGUGCCUGUCAAUGAUGAUCGGUAUUUGUUAAUCACACCGUAGCCAUGGAUGCGUUAUAGGGCAGAUUUUCCUCUUUUAAGUCUUAACCAGCUAGCUGUUUUUUCUUUUUUCCCCUUCAGGCCUUUUUAGGAGGAGAAGGUACUGAAGUUAAAAUCAGUCCAGCAAUCAGAAUGAAAAGUUGUGCUUGUCACUGUGUCCAAAAUGCUUACGAAGAUUUAGUAUUUUAGCCCUGCACCAAGCUCUGACCCAAAGAGGGUUCUGAAACUCAGCUCACUGCCAACAAUGGCAUCCUUUACACAUCUAUAAGAAAGCUCUGUUUGCUUUACUAGACUUCAUCAUCUUGUUAAGUGCUUAGUUUAGGAUAAAGAUCAUCUCCCUGUAGAGGUUGGUUUGGGGUAGCUGUGCCCUGUCGGUACAUCAACCUGCACAGAUGAGCUACUCUUUGAUUGUCGUAGUGAGAGUGGUACAUUUUAGGGUGGCGCCGUUAAUCUCAGUCUGAGAAUAUGUAGCAAAAGACCACCUUAAAAACCUGAAGGCCUAACAAAUUGAAAAACCGUGUAAAUAGCAUACAGUGUAGGUAAUUAAACUGACCACAGUUUUAUGUGGGACUGCUAACUCGACGUGUAAACUUAAGGAAGAGCUGUGUGAAGCUUCACACCACUUCAUCCCGCUCUUCUUUCCAAGUGUGCAGGCACAACUUGUAGGCAAUAUAUGCCAAAGCUUUUCUACCAUUUGCAACCAUUUCUAAGGAACUUUGAGUGUGUGAAUGUAUGUCUCUUUAUCCCUCUGAUAACAUAAAGUCAGUUAUUUCUGCAAGUGAAGACAUCGUAAUUUAUACAAUCAUAACGUGAUGAUGUGCAAACUGUCUAUUUCAGGUAAUGCAUCUUGGGAAAUACACCUGUUUGCUGUCUUGAUGCAGCAUUUCCACCAGUAAAGCUGUUUACCCCGGCAGCUUUGACUGACCUUUGGGGGUUGGAGCCACAAUUUAAUGUUGCACUCAGUUAAUUUUGUGCCAUUGCCUGCUGUAAUGUUAAUUGUGAGGUGCAGACAGAACAGUGUUGGCCUAAGUGCAUCUCUGCACUCCCACUCUGCUCGGUCAACGAAUGGUCUAGCCUCCACAGUGUAAUUAGAGGACAUGAGUGAAAUAUCACAUGAACAGGUAAAACAGUAUUAGCUACAAUAUUUGCUUUAUUUACUUUUGCCUAAACAGCCAACAGAAACAGUUAAUGCCCAGCUAUUAACCAACUUGAUGACUGAAGCUUUUGUAUUUUAAAAAAAAUUUGUUCUUGUGGCCAACAGGGGGAUUAAUUUAGGCCCAGUGGCUUUCCGGGGAAGAUCGAUACUCAUGUCUUUGUUUUAAAUAAAGAGCUAGAGUCAGGUAGUGAUUAGCCUAGCUUAACAUAAAGAGUAGCCACAGGGCAAAACACCUUACCAAAACCUGUAAAAGCUUAGAAGUUAACAUUUGUCUUGUGUGAUUAAUUCUUAUAUAAAUAUUAAUGUAGUGUUAAUGUGCUCUGCUGGUUAAACAGCUAGAUGUAGUGAAUGAGUGGUCCUUAAAGGAUGGAUAAAACGUUCAACAUGUAGCUACACCACUAACUGGGCUGCUGAACCACCAAUGGUUUGAUUUUGGGCUGAUGGUCAUGUGACAGGCAAGAGUUGGGAUUUUGCUGGCAGGGCAGCUCUAGCUUUGUAACGUCUUUCUGUUUUUAAAGCUACAAAUAAGAACUUGAUAAAUUCUGUGUUAAUGUUCUUUCAGUGUUAUAAUGUGAGAGUUGCCUAGUAACAGAUUGUUCUAACAUAAUUAUGAAAAAAAGCCAAACUCUGAUACAUUUUAUUCAAGUAAUGUCACUUGAUAGUAAAGUGUUACCAGUUGACAUGUUUCAAAUGGAAACUUGAAUAUCAAUCUAACAUGAAAUAUAAAGCACACAGAGCUCCGUAUAGUCUACUGUAAUAAUACAUAGCUUAUUAAUUCAGGUGUGGGCUUCUUCACUAUUAGUCUCAUAUGACAGAUCGAUGUGUUAGCCUAGCUCACAAUGAAUAUUUUUUCUAAGAGCUGAGUCGUUUUACUCACAUGCAGUUUCGCACAUGCAGGGUUGAAAAAUAUUUACAGUGUUCACAGUAACUCUGAUAUGAUGUGAACAUAGCAUUAACCUCUAUCAAAAGAGACAAAAGACAGUAUCAUAUUUGGCUUAUGACAUGUUAGCUCUUAGCUAGCUUGCUAACAUUCGACGCUAGGAUACGGAGACUUGUGAUUACAGCUUCUUCACACCAGCCUUUUUAAUAUGAAAUACCAGGUAAACAUGUUCUACAAAUGACAUUAAUGAACGUUCUGUUAUUUUAACUUUGAAAAGCUUUAAUUAAUGUGAUAAGUUGACCUAUGUUUAUUUAGCAUUUUAUGUCAAAAUCGCUGCUGUGUAGUCACCAUAGCUAAUUUUAAGCUAACCUAAUAGCUGAUACUUUCAAAACGCAGGCUGACUGCUUGAUAAAGUUUUUUUUUUUUCUUAAUAAAAUGGAUCUAUUAUUAAGCGCUUGUUGAAUUUUUAAACCUCCAAUAAAACUCAGACAAGUAGGAAGUUGAUAAAAUGACGUAACUUCCACUGUUAAGCUAGGCUAACAGUUCCCCAGCUCUAGCUGUACAGUUGACGCUCAAACGUGACAGAUGCUUUCACCUUGUUCCCAAAGGGAAAGCAAAUAGGUGUGUUUCCCAAAAGUAAGCUGUUUCUUUAAAACACUACAUUAUGAUUAGAUUAAGAAGCUUUCUUAAAGAGACAUGAAAUGUUAUCUUCCAAGUCUGCCAAAACGUGUGAGAAAUUGAAUAGUCUUGAGCCUUGUGCUUUUAUUUUUGCAUGUACCUUUACAGUAUAAGCCUGUUUUUUGCCAAAGCCUGGAGCUUGAGCCCUACCGGCUGAUUUGUGCAUGCACAAGCUUUUGGUAAUAGCAUACCUCGACGCUCACCUGAUUAUCGACACAGUCCAAAAUCAGAGUAUAACCGGCCUGCGUGACUGUUUACUUUAAGCUGUACAAAUUGUAUAAUCCCAGUGUUACAUGGACGGCAUGAUAUUUUAGAUGAUAUGCAGUACCUUUUUGACAUCCUGUAGGUUGUCUUAAUGCUUUGUUCCAAGUAUACAGGCUCGUACCCUCAUGGUGAGUGGAAUGAGGUCAGCAGCUGUGUGUCUGUUGUGGAUUAAGUGUUGCAUUGUUGUCUCUGCAGCAGAAGAUGAAGAUUUGAAACUGGGGCAUGUUUUCACUUCACCUCAAUACAGAAAUUGCUGCAUUAAAAAAGAAAAA